Molecule: messenger RNA, 1550 nt
Organism: Pyrus x bretschneideri (Chinese white pear)
Lineage: Eukaryota; Viridiplantae; Streptophyta; Magnoliopsida; Rosales; Rosaceae
Product: TLC domain-containing protein 4
Exons: 8
Coding region: 341-1132 (263 amino acids)
Biological process (GO): lipid homeostasis
Cellular component (GO): membrane; endoplasmic reticulum
Source: RefSeq, a predicted model, not a curated record
UCGUUUCUUUGGUUCUGGAAGUUUCACAUGAUAAGUUGCGUUGCCUUGCGCAGCGAUUCAUCAGCUUGCUUGGGGCCGAAGCCUGAUUGGGUCUCUCGUCCGCUCCUCAUCGUCUCUUUUAACUCGCCACUGCUUUCUCGCGUUUCUGUCGUCCUUCUUUCCUUCUCUGCUCAACCCCCUCUGCCUACCCUUUUCAAUUCUCCCUCCGAAUUCACCAAUUUUUCAUCAACUUUUUCCACCAAAGGAGGCGUCUUUUGCUGAUUGCUGCUCGAAAUUCGACCUUGGUGUCGAUUUUCGGAACGUUAGAGCAAUUGGGUUGCUGGGAUUUUGGGGCUUCUGAAUGGCAAUCCAAUCGUACGACAUGUUGCUGAAGAAUUUCACACUCUCCAGCCCUUAUGUUCCCUACACGUCGAUGAUUGUGGGUAUCUUCGCUUGCAAAUUGGUUUAUGAUCUUAACCACUUGCUUAGUGCUGCUUACUUUAAGAGCUAUUCCAACCUUUCAAAGAUGCAACGUAUUGAGUGGAAUAAUCGGGCUAUAUCAACUAUUCAUGCCCUUUUUAUCACUGCUAUGUCAUUGUACUUGGUAUUUUGGUCAGAUCUUUAUUCUGAUCAGGAGCUUAAAGCUUUCGUUACGCUGCAGAGUUCCCCACUGUCUACAUUUGCAUUGGGGGUUUCAGUUGGGUACUUUCUCACUGACCUUGCGAUGAUCUUUUGGUUUUACCCUGCUCUAGGUGGAAUGGAAUAUGUGGUUCAUCAUCUUCUUUCUUUAACAUCGGUAGCAUAUGCUAUGUUGACUGGCGAGGGACAGCUUUAUAUCUACAUGGUUCUUAUCUCUGAGACAACUACCCCCGGUAUCAACUUGAGAUGGUAUCUUGACACGACUGGAAUGAAGAGGUCCAGAACAUAUUUGAUUAAUGGGGUUGUAAUAUUCAUUGCUUGGUUGGUAGCGAGAAUAGUCUUAUUCAUGUAUCUGUUCUACCAUCUCUACUUGCACUAUGAACAGGUUAAACAAAUGCACAUAAUUGGGAGACUCUUAGCUUUCGCAGUGCCACCAAUGCUAGCGGUCAUGAAUGUGAUGUGGUUUUGGAAGAUUUUGAAGGGGUUGAAGAAGACAUUAGCAAAGAGGCAGUGAAAGAUCUUAUUGAUGAGUGACGUUGGUUCAAGACGCGACCGAAGGUCUAAAGCAAUUUGCGGUUUAUCUGGAUGUAUGAUACGCCCAUUCUUGUUUCUCUGUCCCCACUUCUAGCAUGUAAAUGGUUUCGAGACCGAUAAUGAAUACGUUUAGGGGUUCUGAUUCAAUGUGAACCCAAAAAUAUAGCAGAUGUUCGAGAACCCUUCUGUUUUUCUAGUUCCGUGCUUGGGAUGGAGCUUGAAUUAGUUUUUCGUUUUCAUUUUUAUCUCAGCAUUGUGAGCAGGGAAGGGACAAGCACUUGUGUACUUCGCACCACCUUGUCAGUCAUGAACAGCAGCGCCUUUAUGUAACGUGCUGGUAAAGAAGUGGCGGUAUUAUGUCUGAAACCGAAUAUGUAUAUAUGGUUCCUGUUUCAGUA